Messenger RNA from Aphanomyces astaci, 558 nucleotides. RefSeq lists its product as hypothetical. Bases 1 to 558 code for a protein of 185 amino acids. The transcript has 2 exons. Lineage: Eukaryota; Oomycota; Saprolegniomycetes; Saprolegniales; Verrucalvaceae. The record is from RefSeq and is a predicted model, not a curated record.
AUGUGCGUUCAAAUGCUCGAGGCGAACCGGGGGGAUGAGCUGUCGAUCUUUCUGUCGUACUCGACCUUUGCGAAUGUCGUGCGGCAGCGGUAUGUGACCAAAUGGCGCCCCCCCAUGCUCAAGCUCUUCGAAGCGUACCAAAACCUCAUGCUUGAGUUUGUGAACCGCGCGAUCGAAUCGAAGAAAUCCAAGCGAUCGCUGGAGGGGAACCACGACGCCGCCCGUGUGUCCAUGGGUGCCGUGAAGGCCCUACUGAAGAAUCAUGCAGGGAUUGGAGCCAGUACGAACGAAGACCAGCAAGCCAAGGAGUUGCAUUUGGCCAUUAUCGCGUAUAUGAAGGUCGCGUCCAAGCGCUUUGUGGAUGUGAUUCCAAUGCUGUUGCAGACGAACUUCACGCAGCCCAUCUUGUUGGCCGUGUUCAACGAGACGGCGGAAACAUCAGACGGAGUGCUCGACCGCGUACUCAUGGACAACAUCGCGGACGUUGAACGCUACCAGAACGUGUCGAACCAGCUUAAGUCCCUCGAAGCUGCCAAGAACAUCAUCAACGCAUACUGA